Zophobas morio is the source of this 722-nucleotide messenger RNA. RefSeq names its product PITH domain-containing protein GA19395. The coding region runs from base 15 to 635 and encodes 206 amino acids. The record is from RefSeq and is a predicted model, not a curated record. The transcript has 4 exons. Gene Ontology annotation, cellular component: nucleus. NCBI's taxonomy places the organism in Eukaryota, Metazoa, Arthropoda, Insecta, Coleoptera, Tenebrionidae.
ACGUCAAACUCAACAUGGCUCCCCAUGGAAGAUGUUGUGAGGGUGAUCACCAACACCGUGAUACCCCCGAAAUGGGGAUCGAAUACAGCUUAUACACAAAAAUCAACAAAGAUAACCUCGAGUGUCUCAACGAGGCGGUGGAAGGUUCCGGCAAAACCGUCUUCAAACCGUGGGAGGAGCGUAUGAACUUCGACUUAUUUGUGGAUUCCGACGCCGAUGAGGAGUUACUAUUCAAUAUACCUUUCACCGGCAAUGUUAAACUCAAAGGAAUUAUCAUAAUUGGGGAGGACUCGGAUACCCACCCUUCAAAAAUUAGAAUGUUUAAGAAUCGGCCGUCGAUGACGUUCGACGAUGUGGGGGCCACGGCGGACCAGGAGUUUCAGUUGCACGUGGAUAAUCAAGGUACACUCGAAUAUGCAACUAAAAUUGUCACUUUUAAUAGUGUGCAUCACUUAACAUUGCACUUUCCGAGCAACUUUGGGGCGGAGACGACCCGUAUUUAUUAUAUAGGAUUGAGAGGGGAGUACAGUGAGGCGCACCACCAUGGAGUUACCAUUUGUACAUAUGAGGCACGACCGAAUGUCUCUGACCAUAAAAAUCCUCUGGAGGACACCGUCGGGCACCAGAUACAAUGACUUGAAGUGGCGAGUUCAAAUUGUGAUACUAAUUUAUUGAAAAAGUUCCAUUGUUUUGCUAUGAUUAAAUAAUAAUUUUUAAGCAUU